AUGGGACUGAUCGUCCACCACCUCGGCCACUCACAAUCCGACCGGGUAGUCUGGCUCUGCGAGGAACUCGGCUUGACCUACGAGCUGAAGAAGUACGACCGCUCACCAGUCCUCUCACCUCCAGAGCUCAAAGCCCUGCACCCGAUCGGAGCUUCUCCAGUCAUUGAGGACGAUGGCGGCGUCAAGCUCGCAGAGACGGAGGCGUGCGUGGAGUACAUCUGCAACAUCCAUGCUGGCGGCAAGUUGCUUGUACAGCCGGGUGCGAAGAACUAUGCCGAUUACCUCUACUGGUACCAUGUCACAAAUGGCACUCUCCAGCCGGCUGUUGGUCGAGUGAUGGCUCUGUCGAUGGCGGGCCUGAAGGAGGACAAUCCGACGCUGGCUCGCUACCAGGCGAAGGUUCACCAGGUCCUUGGAUACAUGAAUGAGCGUCUCGGGUCUGUGCCGUUCUUUGCAGGAGAGGAGUUCUCGGCGGCGGACAUCAUGGCCAUCUUCUCACUGACCGGCAUGCGCGAGUUCUGCCCCGUCGACCUGAGCGAGUACAAGAACCUUCUAUCAUACAUGCAGAAGAUCGUCAAGAGACCCGCAUACAAGGCAUACCUGAGCAAAGGCGAUCCAGGCAUUGACAUCGAGCAAUUCAUUCAGGGUCCUCCACCACCGCUCUUCAAGGGCUUUGCCGGCCAUAAGUAG
Molecule: messenger RNA, 690 nt
Organism: Zymoseptoria tritici IPO323
Lineage: Eukaryota; Fungi; Ascomycota; Dothideomycetes; Mycosphaerellales; Mycosphaerellaceae
Exons: 4
Coding region: 1-690 (229 amino acids)
Source: RefSeq, a predicted model, not a curated record